Messenger RNA from Schizosaccharomyces cryophilus OY26, 1919 nucleotides. Its product is annotated as sporulation specific 1,3-beta- glucanosyltransferase Gas4. NCBI's taxonomy places the organism in Eukaryota, Fungi, Ascomycota, Schizosaccharomycetes, Schizosaccharomycetales, Schizosaccharomycetaceae. Gene Ontology annotation, cellular component: fungal-type cell wall; cytoplasm. Gene Ontology annotation, molecular function: 1,3-beta-glucanosyltransferase activity. The transcript has a single exon. Bases 313 to 1692 code for a protein of 459 amino acids. The record is from RefSeq and is a predicted model, not a curated record. Gene Ontology annotation, biological process: fungal-type cell wall (1->3)-beta-D-glucan biosynthetic process.
UUGUUGAAUAAAAACGACUUUGAGGUGUAGCAACCUGGAUUCCUUUUUAGGCACCUUGUUAUUUUUUGAAUUGGCUGAAUAGUCCUAACAAUAGAUUUCUUUAUUACCAAUCAAGUUUUUUUAUUUGUUUAGAAUUCGGUUCUAUGCGUCUAAUUUAGGUUUGGGUUUCGACCAUUGUUUGUUUACAUCUGACCAUGUUUUUGUAAAUAUAUAAAGGAUAUGUGCCAUGAAACGGCUUAGCAUUAACGCAUACUUAUUCAUUCACUUAGCUGUAUUCUAUAUACUUAUCAAGACGAAAGCAGUAUUUUAACUAUGGUUCUUGGUCGUCAUUUAUUUUAUGCUCUUCUGCUUUUAGGAUCUGGAGCCCUUGAGUCUUUUGCUAAAACUAAUCCUAUUAUUACUAAAGGAAAUGCGUUUUUUGAUUCGGUAACUGGUGAGAGAUUCUAUCUUCGUGGUGUCGACUAUCAGCCUGGUGGCUCUUCUUCAUUAAUAGAUCCCUUGGCUUCAAGUGCUUGUCACAAGGAUGUUGAGAUUUUCAAGAAAAUGGGAGUUAACACCGUUCGUGUUUAUCAGGUAGACAAUGCAGCUGAUCACGAUGAUUGCAUGAAGGCUUUCGAGGACGCUGGAAUUUAUGUCAUCCUUGAUCUCAAUACUUUUCGUCAUUCUAUUUCGCGAUCCGAUCCUGCAAUUUCUUAUAACAAGGUAUAUUUGCAGCACAUUUUCUCUACUGUUGAUGCUUUCAAGGACUACGAUAAUGUACUAGGCUUCUUCUCCGGUAACGAAGUCGUAAACGAUCACGAAACGACAGCAAUUACCUGGGUUAAAGCUACAACAAGAGAUGUUAAGGCUUAUAUUAAGAAACAUGCUAGUAGACAAAUACCGGUGGGAUACUCUGCAGCAGAUAUUGCCGAAAAUAGACUUGAAUUGGCUCAUUACUUUAACUGUGGAGAUGAAAGUGAGCGUGCUGAUUUUUAUGCAUUUAACAUGUAUGAAUGGUGCGGUCACUCUAGCAUGAGCGUUUCGGGAUACUUCGACCGCCUUAGGGAAUUUAGUGACUAUUCCAUUCCUCUAUUUUUGUCCGAGUUUGGUUGUAACACUGUUGAGAUUCUUGAAGAUCAAACUCCAGAUCGUCCAUUUACGGAAAUUGAGGCUAUCUAUUCUCCUGAGAUGACUGAAUCAUUUUCCGGAGGACUGGUGUACGAAUAUUCAGCCGAACCAAACAAUUAUGGUCUGGUUAUUAUUGAUGGAAAUGGUGACCGUAAGAUUUCUAAGAAUUGCGUAACUUUAAUGAAGCAAUUUCAAAAAGUACCCAAUCCAAAAGGAGAUGGAGGUUAUAGAAAAGAUGGCUUACCUAGCGAGUGUCCUAGAAACUCGACUUAUUUCCAAGCAUGGGAAACUUUGCCUCCUAUGCCUAAAGAAGCUAAAGUUUACAUGGAAGAGGGUGCUGGAGAGCCAUUAGGUAUUGAUGGUCCUACCAAUAUGUGGUCUCCUUAUCAUAGCGGUGACGAUGGACAGUAUACUGCCCCCAAGCAUCCUAAGACUAAGCCAUAUCCAAUUAACAGUACGAACAACUCUAAGGUUAACCAAGGAGACGAAGAAGAGGAAGAGGAGGAAAGUUCAUCCUCAAGAAUUGCCUUUACAGUCGUUCAUUUGGGUUUGGUGCUUGCAGCCUCUAUGCUUAUAAAAUUUUAGUUAUACCAAAUAUUCAAUUGUCGCCGGAGUUAGGCAUUGGUAUGAAAGUUCAAAAACUGAAAGGAAACCGGAAAGGUGUCGUGUGCUUGCAUACAAAGUUUAUUUUAGCAGAGAUAUACUUGCUGUUUUCCUAAUAAUGUAGUUGAACGUCUUUAAAUAAUUCUAAGUGGACUGUAGAAGAAAAUAAAUACAAACAUUAGGUCUUAUAUCUUGACUACAGAGGAGAG